AUUCCUCCCCCACGCAUCUGGCCCGCGUCCCCGGGCCGCGGCACCGGAUCCCGGCGGGGGUGUGGAUCCAGGGCCCGCUCUCUCCGGCGCGGCCAGAGCCCCCCAGUGUGCGAGCGCCUAGGGGAUGCCGAGCUGCUCAAGAUGAGGAGGUGCGUGGGGCCGGGGCGGAGCGGCAGCGUUCCCCGCGUGUGAGCCCCCCACCCAUUGCCGGCGCCAGCACUUCCCUGACCACUCGGGUUCGGCUAUGCGGGAGCCGUGAGGAGGAGGCUUGCUGUCGUGGACUUGAGAUCUCGGGAAGUCAUGCUGACUUGCUUUUAAGUGGCUUGGAGAAAGUGAAGAAACCCCAAAAUGGAGGACUUUGCUACUAGGACCUAUGGCACCAGUGGCCUGGACAACAGACCUCUGUUUGGGGAGACGUCCGCCAAGGAUCGAAUCAUCAAUUUAGUUGUUGGCAGUUUAACAUCCUUAUUGAUUCUAGUAACGCUGAUCAGUGCUUUUGUUUUUCCUCAACUACCUCCAAAACCGUUGAAUAUAUUCUUUGCUGUCUGCAUCUCUUUGAGUAGUAUUACUGCCUGCAUACUUAUCUACUGGUAUCGACAAGGAGACUUAGAACCAAAAUUUAGAAAGCUAAUAUACUAUAUCGUAUUUUCUAUCAUCAUGUUGUGUAUAUGUGCAAACCUGUACUUCCAUGAUGUGGGAAGGUGAGGCUGCCGAGGAGAAGUACUUACCAGGACUCUUCAAAAUGAUACAUUAGGACAGUGAGUAAUUUUUGGAUAAGGUAUGCUGAAGAAUCUCCUGCAGAAGUCUGAUACAUGAUUUUCAUGUUAAUUGUAAAUGUAAUUCCCUCUUGCAAGGGAGACAUAGCCUAGAUCACUUUGCUUUUUCUUUAAGGAGCUGACGUUGUACCUAAACAUUCCAACCCUUAAAGCUCAAACAGCACAACAUUUCACUUUUGAAAUGAACAUUUUUAUAAUGUAAUUGCACGGCAAAAGGCUAUGUAACAAACAAAUCUUGCAUUUUAAGACAAAUAUUCUUUUAUUUCUGUUAAACUGAAUAUACAGUUGUUCCCUAGGCAACCGACUUUUGCUUAUAACUACAAUUUAAUUUCACGUUAACAAAACAGACAGUGAAAAGACAACUUUGUGAAGAUCUAAUUACAAUAAUAAAUAAAAUAAUUUAUACAAGG
This is a messenger RNA of Mandrillus leucophaeus (drill), 1186 nucleotides long. It is a transcript of the gene TMEM243, whose product is annotated as transmembrane protein 243, mitochondrial. Bases 349 to 705 code for a protein of 118 amino acids. The transcript is spliced from 5 exons. The record is from RefSeq and is a predicted model, not a curated record. NCBI's taxonomy places the organism in Eukaryota, Metazoa, Chordata, Mammalia, Primates, Cercopithecidae.